UCCCUGCAAUCUUAUUGCGACCAUCCCUUUUGAGCGCAUCUGAACUGGAGAGAGAGAGCGAGAGAAAAAAAAGGAGAGAGCGAGAGAGAUCCUAAAUAGAUUCAGGCACCAACAUUACCUACCUGCUCGAGCGAAAUACCGGGAGGACGCUCAAAUACGCGCGCGUCCACGCGCACUCGCUGAGUAGCAAGACAAUAUAAGGCAGAAAUAAAAAGCAAAAUUGGAAUUGGAGUUUUUAACACGAAGGCUAUUCCUUAAAAAUAAAAAUAUAAGAAUACAGCUUUACUGAAAAAAGCAACAGCCAUGCAUCUGAACAGAGAAGAAGGGAACAGCAAAGGGUCUCUAUCUAUCAGUGUGUUCCUAGUAUCUCUGGGGCUGACAGUGUGUGCCGUGUGGCUAGUAGCUCUGUGUGGAGUCUGCACCUGGUGUCAACGCAAACUGGGGAAGAGGAACAAGCCUGUUGUGGAAGCAGCCAGCACUCCAGAUUCAGUUCAGAUUCGUGGCCGAGGGGAAAACAAAGCCAUCAAUGAUCUAGACAGGGACUUUUGGAAUAACAAUGACAGCAGCAACGUGCAGCAGAGAUGGAGCUCCUACCCGCCCAAGGAGUUCCUCUUAAACAUGUCCCCCUAUGCCCCGUAUGGAGACCCUCGCCUCACGCCCAAUUUUGGGGACCCCUCCCUCUCAGCCGCCUCUACUCUGGAGCACAUUCCAUCCUCUGCAGCAGCCCGUCCUCGUCCCCUGGUGCGACAGCAGAGUCUCCAGCAGCCUCUCAGCCACCAGCCCCCUCCGGGCCCCAAUGACCCCCCAGCCACCUCCCAGAGCCUGGGCCAGCUGCACACAGGGCCCGGAGGCGGGGGGCACCGGGGAGGCCCGCGGGGGGUGCGGGGGAGUCCGGCGGGGACAGGUGCUUCCCGGUACAGAGGAGCAGGAGGAGGACGCUCCAGGUCCAACCCAGGCAGCUGGGACCACAUGAUGGGACAGAUCCGCAACAGAGGACUGGAUGUCAAGUCUUUCCUCGAGGGGAAGAUGGUUGUUCUGUCUCUAGCGAUCGGGCUGGCUGAACAAGAUGACUUCGCCAACCUCCCAGAUCUACAGGAAGCUCCAGCGUGCCAAGAAAACUCAACUCCACCGGACAAAUCAAGCAGGAGCCUGGGUAAACCUGGGAGCCAGACCCCAGAUGAGGCAGGCCGCCUCGGGAACUCCUCUGUCACAGACCUGACCAACUCUGUCACCACCAGCGACAUUCACAUGCUCUCUCCAGGCUCAGAAGAGGACACAGAAGGGCCUGUGGUUGAGAAGCUGGGCCGGAUUCAGUUCAGUGUGGGCUACAGCUUCCAGGACUCCACCCUGACCGUCAAGAUCCUUACGGGCCAGGAGCUCCCCGCCAAGGACUUCUCUGGCACCUCAGACCCCUUCGUCAAACUCUACCUGCUGCCUGACAAGAAGCACAAGCUGGAGACCAAGGUCAAGAGGAAGAACCUCAACCCUCGCUGGAACGAGACCUUCCUGUUUGAAGGGUUCCCCUAUGAGAAGGUGAUCCAGAGGACCCUCUAUAUGCAGGUGCUGGAUUACGAUCGCUUCAGCAGGAACGACCCCAUCGGGGAGGUGUCCAUUCCCCUUAACAAGGUGGAUCUGGGCAACCAGCAGACCUACUGGAAGGAGCUGAAGCCCUGCAGCGACGGCAGCGGGAGUCGAGGAGACCUGCUGGUGUCACUAUGCUACAACCCUCAAGCCAACACCAUCACUGUGACCAUCAUCAAAGCCCGCAACCUCAAAGCCAUGGACAUUGGAGGCACCUCCGAUCCCUAUGUGAAGCUGUGGCUGAUGCACAAGGACAAGCGUGUGGAGAAGAAGAAGACGGUGACAAUGAAGUGCUGUCUGAACCCCGUGUUCAACGAGUCCUUCCCCUUCGACGUCCCCGCCCACGUGCUCCGAGAGACCACCAUCAUCAUCACCGUCAUGGACAAGGACAAGCUCAGUCGCAACGACGUCAUCGGCAAGAUCUAUCUCUCGUGGAAGAGUGGUCCGGCGGAGGUGAAGCACUGGAAGGACAUGAUGGGUAAACCUCGUAAUGCCGUGCAGCAGUGGCAUGCCCUCAAGGCCUGAUACUGUAGGUCCUUCACAUCCACCCAGACCAUCCCAGCCCCCUGCCCUCCCACCCUAUCGUUAUGCACAAGGCUGACUCGCUGCAGAACAUGGGUACAAAUAGCCAUCCAACGCAUCCACCCUACGCAUCCACCCUCUCCUCCUGCCUGUCCUCUCUCAGAUCCCUAAUGAACUUCUCCUUCCUCUACUCCCCUCUGUUUAGCCGGGUCCUUUCUGAGUCUUGUUGCUUUUAAGCCAUACCUUCCUCUCAACCGUUGUUUUUUUCUCCUUGGUCCACCUUUACUCUGUUUUACUUUGGAGCAGUUCCCUCUGCCAGCCCUAGGGUGAGCCUCAGCCACCAACAAAAACAGGUUCAAAUAGACCAUAUAAGAAUCCUGCGUAAGGAGCUGGUGAAGGGCCUGUCUUUCAGGAAACAUUACAUCUGUGACUGUGUGACAGACUGACCGACAAGGAAUCCAGUUCCACCAUUAAUCCUGUGUCUCUCCAUCGUUCUCCUGUGGCAGUGAGGGGAGGCUUCUUCUCUCCCUAAUCACUGCUCUCUCUGUCGUCAGAAGCGAUCUGGUUGACUGUUCAUUUUUUUUUUGCUUCCCACGUUGACCCUUUGGUCCGUUCUCUUCUGCAAACACACAGAGAAUAUAACAGGAAGGAUCGAUAGAGAGAGAGAGAGAGGCAAACCAAUGGAAUAGAAGAGGGCUGGACUGUCUGGAUGAUAAUGGAAUUAGACGUGACACUGUCACUCCACCCCGUUCAUCAUCUCUGAUUUCUUUCUCUCCCACCACUGUAGUGAUUCUUCUGGACCCACUUGUUGUCUGUGCGUGCUGUGGGUGAUGUGCUGUAACUCCAAAUGAAGUUCUAGAUGAAAAAAUGAGAAAAUGACUGAUCAUUUACACUGGUCCAUGGGGGAAAUGUAAAAAGACGUUCCUAUUUUCUGGAGAGAAAAAAAAGAAUAAUGACAGAAAAAGAGUAAAGUGAUCAAUGUUGUGUUUUGUUUUUAAAAAGCCUAAAGAGACCAAUCAAAAUGUUCUUCCAGAGACAGUAAAUAGAAGCAAAAAGACUGCUAUUAUUCUGUCGUAUUCUCUCUGUGUGUGUGUGUGUGUGUGUGUGUGUGUGUGUGUGUGUGUGUGUGUGUGUGUGUGUGUGUGUGUGUGUGUGUGUGUGUGUGUGUGUGUGUGUGUGUGUGUGUGUGUGUGUGUGCGUGUCAGCGAAAGUUAGAGCGUGAAUGCGAGUGCAAGUGUGUGAAAGUAUUGGGCUUGCACUGCUAUCAAAUGAAUAACGACAAUAUUACUGAUAAUAAUGAUGACAAUAAUAAUCAUCAGUAUUCUACUGGAUAUGUUUGAAGACUUGGAGAGGUCACAGCAGCUAAGCAGUGACAGAGGGAGAGGGGUACAGUCUGUGGGGUAGUGCCUGCUACCUGGUGUGGAACGGUAAGCAGAGGAGGAACUUGACAUGAACCACCAGUCUUCAUCUGAGCUGCUUUCUCUCAAUUGCAUCAUCCACUGCAGAUAACCAUAAAUAAAUGCCCCUCUCCCAACCAAGUCAGUUUAGUUUAUAAUGGAACACUAAGCCAAUUGAUCUUGUCCCCAUCAAGGUUGGUAACGUUACCUGUUUUUCUCUGUCAGUAAUUUUGUGUAAUUCUGCCUGUCUGUUGGAACGUGUGUCUGUCAGUUGGUCUGUAAGUCAUUUAGUCAACAUCUUAUUCAUUAGUGUGCAUGUUACAGAACACAUUGUUAUAAGAAUGUUAGUAGAUAAAUGUUUAGGUCUUAGUGGAAGGCUGUUCCAUUACUGGCCAAACCCCCUCUGCUCUGUCCUGCUCCAGAUGUUAGAUAGUUGGGUGUUAGUGAGUCUUCAGGACCAGGGCUGUUUCAUUACAGACCAAACCCCCUCUGCUCUGUCCUGCUCCUGAUGUUAGAUAGUUAGGGUGUUAGUGGGUCUUCAGGACCAGGGCUGUUUCAUUACAGACCAAACUCCCUCUGCUCUGUCCUGCUCCUGAUGUUAGAUAGUUAGGGUGUUAAUGGGUCUUCAGGACCAGGGCUGUUUCAUUACAGACCAAACCCCCUCUGCUCUGUCCUGCUCCUGAUGUUAGAUAGUUGGGUGUUAGUGAGUCUUCAGGACCACGGAUGUUACGGACCAAACCCCCUCUGCUCUGUCCUGCUCCUGAUGUUAGAUAGUUGGGUGUUAGUGAGUCUUCAGGACCACAGAUGUUACGGACCAAACCCCCUCUGCUCUGUCCUGCUCCUGAUGUUAGAUAGUUGGGUGUUAGUGAGUCUUCAGGACCACGGAUGUUAGGGACCUAACCCCCUCUGUUUUGUCCUGCUUCAGGACCAGGCUGUUCCAUUACUGGCCAGACCCCCUCUGCUCUGUGCUGCUCCUGAUGUCAUCCUGGUGUGACCUGUUCCAAGAUUAAGUUUCUCUAGCUACAAGAGUAAUAAUAAUAAUAUCAACUAAACCUAUUUUCUGUUUACAUUUGACUGUUUAUUUGUGUCUACUGAAUGUGUGUUUGCAAUGUGUGUAUGAGUGUGUCAACAUCUGACUGUUUGUGUUUACCGUGUAUGUAUGUGUGCUUGGUGUUCACUUUUGCCAUUUUCAUUUUCUUAAUAUGGAAUCUGUUUUUGGCUGUUUUUAUUCUGUAUAAAGUAAUUUAGAUGUUCAGUUAAUUAUUUAUGUUGUCGCUGAUCGCUAAGGAGGAGACUCUAAUGAUUACUGGGAUGUUGGAACGUGACAAAGGGCAUGUGUCUACUGUCUAUUUGUUGGGGUUUUAUGGGUUGGUUGGGGAGGGGGCCAUAGACAUUCGAGAAUCUGAGUGAAGAGAGAAACAAAGAGAAGAGAGAGAGGGGAGCUCAUUACAUCUGGCCAUACCACAUACAGCAUAUUCUAUUCUAGCCCUCUUCUGUUGGGCAGAGGGACCAUUCACUCAGGCCUGUGUGCAUCAAGGGCCUUGUGUUCUGGUUUAUCAUUUAAUAGGUGGCUUACAGAACCACAACAUGCUGUCCCUCCGCUCUAGGUCUGGCCCAACACACUGUCCCUCCGCUCUAGGUCUGGCCCAACAUGCUGUCCCUCCGCUCUAGGUCUGGCCCAACACACUGUCCCUCCGCUCUAGGUCUGGCCCAACACGCUGUCCCUCCGCUCUAGGUCUGGCCCAACACGCUGUCCCUCCGCUCUAGGUCUGGCCCAACACACUGUCCCUCCGCUCUAGGUCUGGCCCAACACGCUGUCCCUCCGCUCUAGGUCUGGCCCAACACACUUUUCCUCCGCUCUAGGUCUGGCCCAACACACUGUUCCUCCGCUCUAGGUCUGGCCCAACACACUGUCCCUCCCCUCUAGGUCUGGCCCAACACGCUGUCCCUCCCCUCUAGGUCUGACCCAACACGCUGUCCCUCCGCUCUAGGUCUGGCCCAACACACUGUCCCUCCCCUCUAGGUCUGGCCCAACACACUGUCCCUCCCCUCUACGUCUGGCCCAACACGCUGUCCCUCCGCUCUAGGUCUGGCCCAACACACUGUCCCUCCGCUCUACGUCUGGCCCAACACACUGUCCCUCCGCUCUAGGUCUGGCCCAACACGCUGUCCCUCCCCUCUAGGUCUGGCCCAACACACUGUCCCCCCCCCCCCCCCCCCUCUAGGUCUGGCCCAACACACUGUCCCUCUCCUCUAGGUCUGGCCCAACACGCUGUCCCUCCACUCUAGGACUGGCCCAACACGCUGUCCCUCCCCUCUAGGUCUGGCCCAACACGCUGUCCCUCCCCUCUAGGUCUGGCCCAACACGCUGUCCCACCCUUCUAGGUCUGGCCCAACACGCUGUCCAUCCGCUCUACGUCUGGCCCAACACGCUGUCCCUCCGCUCUACGUCUGGCCCAACACGCUGUCCCUCCGCUCUACGUCUGGCCCAACACGCUGUCCCUGUGCUCUACGUCUGGCCCAACACGCUGUCCCUCCGCUCUACGUCUGGCCCAACACGCUGUCCCUCCGCUCUAGGUCUGGCCCAGCACGCUGUCCCUCCGCUCUAGGACUGGCCCAACACGCUGUCCCUCCCCUCUAGGUCUGGCCCAACACGCUGUCCCUCCCCUCUAGGUCUGGCUCAACACGCUGUCCCUCCCCUCUAGGUCUGGCCCAACACGCUGUCCCUCCCUUCUAGGUCUGGCCCAACAUGCUGUCCCUCUGCUCUAGGUCUGGCCCAACACGCUGUCCCUCCCUUCUAGGUCUGGCCCAACACGCUGUCCCUCUGCUCUAGGUCUGGCCCAACACGCUGUCCCUCCCCUCUAGGUCUGGCCCAACACGCUGUCCCUCCCCUCUAGGUCUGGCCCAACACGUCCCUCCCCUCUAGGUCUGGCCCAACACGCUGUCCCUCCCUUCUAGGUCUGGCCCAACACGCUGUCCCUCCCCUCUAGGUCUGGCCCAACACGUCCCUCCCCUCUAGGUCUGGCCCAACACGCUGUCCCUCCCCUCUAGGUCUGGCCCAACACGCUGUCCCUCCCCUCUAGGUCUGGCCCAACACGCUGUCCUCCCCUCUAGGUCUGGCCCAACACGCUGUCCCUCCCUUCUAGGUCUGGCCCAACACGCUGUCCCUCUGCUCUAGGUCUGGCCCAACACACAGAGACUAAGACAGACGAGGUCUCCAUACGUCAGUGCUGACGUACUUCAAAACCCCACUGUGACACACAUGCUUUUUGGCACAAGGUGCUCUUAAACAACACCCCUCCCCCUCUCCUCCAUAUGCUCUCACUCCCCAAGUGUCACAGAGAAAAGGUGAGACAGACAAUGAUCAUCACCUCAUUUGCAUCACUGGAAUCUCCAGGCAGAGCAGAACAUAGCAGAGCACCUACCUGCUCCUAAAAUAACUGGGAACAGAGUCACCUCCCUGCCUCAUACUGAGCACACAAGCAAACGAUACAUCAUUAUGUAUGCAGACGCAGCAUUAAAUUGAAAAGAUCUGCUAGAAUAGGAAACACAGACCAAAUGGCACGAUACAGGUGAAAAUUAAUGAUUUGUUUGACUUGAUUUCCCUGAACUGAAAAUAGGUCCAGAAGCCAGGUAUGGUCCAUUUGCCUGAGGCAUUGAGCUUGGAUUCUUAGUAGAGUCCUUCCUUGGCCCUAGAAAAGCCCAGUAGCAAUUCAAAACACAGAUCUAAAUAAGUCUGAAAACUGAUCAGUGGUCACUCAGAUUGAAAUCACCCUAAAUGUCUGAUUAGGGCUCUCUACACAGAUAUUGGUGGAGAUACGAGGAGGAUUGGCCAAAACAGGCCAGGAUUUUGUGACAUUGUAUAAAGGAUCAAUUAAAAUUGUGUAUGUCAAAAGUUUUCAUUGGGGAUGUUGAUAUCUGUAUGUCCUUGACAUCCCUUUGUCCCAUCUCUUGCUCUCUUCUGUUCUCUCUUUAGUCACACAUCUGUGGGGUGCACAAUCUUAUAUAUCAACCAUUUAUUUUUUGGAAAUCUGUACAGUGUAUAAAUAUAGAAAUGUGUACAUAAAAAGAAGAAACUUCUAAAAUAGUUUUUGUUGUUU
Molecule: messenger RNA, 7600 nt
Organism: Oncorhynchus kisutch (coho salmon)
Lineage: Eukaryota; Metazoa; Chordata; Actinopteri; Salmoniformes; Salmonidae
Product: synaptotagmin-7-like
Exons: 12
Coding region: 304-2106 (600 amino acids)
Biological process (GO): vesicle fusion; calcium ion-regulated exocytosis of neurotransmitter
Cellular component (GO): plasma membrane; synaptic vesicle; synapse
Molecular function (GO): SNARE binding; calcium-dependent phospholipid binding; calcium ion binding
Source: RefSeq, a predicted model, not a curated record